AUGAAUAUAAUAUUAAGUAUUGAUCAGAGUACUCAAUCCACUAAACUGGUUUUCUUUGAUGAAGAAUUAAAUGUGCUUCAUAUGAAUAACUUACCUCAUGAACAGAAAUGUUUUAAGCCUGGAUGGUAUGAACAUGACCCAAUAGAAAUAAUGGAUAAUUUAUAUAAAUUAAUGAAUGAGGGUGCAAAUUCAUUAAAGGAAAAAUAUAAGAAUAUAGUUAUAAAAUGUAUAGGUAUUACUAACCAAAGGGAAACCGUCAUAAUAUGGGAUAAAUUUACAGGAAAACCAUUAUAUAAUGCAAUUGUGUGGUUAGAUACUCGCGUUGAAGACAUGGUUGCUGAAUUUUCUGAAAAAUACAAUAAUGAUGAUUUUCAGAAAAAAACUGGAACUUACUUCAAUACUUACUUUAGUGCUUUUAAAAUAUUAUGGUUAAUUCAAAAUAAUGAAAUAAUAAAACAGAAAGUAUCAGAUGGUACAGCUAUGAUUGGAAAUAUAAAUACAUGGCUUAUUUAUAAUUUAACCAAAGGUCAAUGUUAUACAGAUGUCACAAAUGCAUCCAGAACAUUGCUGAUGGAUAUAAAAACGUUGCAGUGGGAUGAAAAAUUAUGUAGAAUAUUUGGUAUUACAAAUAUGAAUUCUUUACCAGAAAUAAAAAACAAUUGUACAAAUUUUGGACUAGUAAAAAAUGAGCUAGUUCCUGAUUAUUUAAAUGUUCCAAUUACAGGAUGCAUCGGAGAUCAACAAAGUGCAUGUAUAGGACAAGCUAUAUUUGAUGAAGGAGAAGCCAAAUGUACUUAUGGAACUGGUGUUUUCCUCUUAAUUAACACAGGAAAUAAAAUUGUAUAUUCAUCUUGUGGAUUAAUUACUACAGUUUGUUAUAAAUUUAAUGAAGAUGAUGAGCCAAAUUAUGCUCUUGAAGGUUCAAUUGGUACUGCUGGAUCUGGAGUUUCUUGGCUUAUUAAAAAUAAUUUAAUUAAUGAUCCAUCUGAUACAAAUGAUAUUAUGGAAAAAUAUGAAGACACAGGUGGUGUUACAUUUGUUCCUGCCUUUAGUGGUUUAUAUGCUCCAAGGUGGAGACCAGAUGCACGAGCAUCUAUCUGUGGUAUGACUUUUAAUACAGACAAAAAUCAAAUUGUUAGAUCUUUAUUAGAAGGCAUUGUUUUUCAAUUAAAUGAAAUUGUAUAUUCACUAAUAUCAGAUAUGGGUAUAGAAAUGCUACAUGUUUUAAGGUGUGAUGGAGGAAUGACUAAAAAUAAAGCCUUUAUGCAAUUUAAUUCUGAUAUAAUAAAUACUAAAAUUGAAGUAUCUAAAUAUAAGGAAGUAACAGCUUUAGGAGCAGCGGUAUUAGCAGGUUUAGGUGUAAAAAUAUGGAAAGAUUUGGAUUCUGUUAAAAGGCUAUUAAGAGCUAGCGAUUCUGUCUAUCAUUGUAAGAUGGAAGAUAAAAAAAGAAAAAAGAAAAUUAUAGAAUGGAAUAAGGCUGUUGAAAGAAAUUUGUUGCAUAUGUGA
Plasmodium gallinaceum is the source of this 1506-nucleotide messenger RNA. Its product is annotated as glycerol kinase, putative. Gene Ontology annotation, cellular component: mitochondrion. Gene Ontology annotation, molecular function: glycerol kinase activity. Bases 1 to 1506 code for a protein of 501 amino acids. The record is from RefSeq and is a predicted model, not a curated record. The transcript has a single exon. Gene Ontology annotation, biological process: glycerol-3-phosphate biosynthetic process; triglyceride metabolic process; glycerol metabolic process. Lineage: Eukaryota; Apicomplexa; Aconoidasida; Haemosporida; Plasmodiidae.